Messenger RNA from Penicillium angulare, 1269 nucleotides. RefSeq lists its product as uncharacterized. Lineage: Eukaryota; Fungi; Ascomycota; Eurotiomycetes; Eurotiales; Aspergillaceae. The record is from RefSeq and is a predicted model, not a curated record. Bases 1 to 1269 code for a protein of 422 amino acids. The transcript has 2 exons.
AUGACUACUAGCACGACUUCGGUUUCUACAGCGGGAUCUUCCAUGAUUCAGAAUGUUCAUCACAAUGGAUAUAUUUCUUUAUCAACAAGAAAGUCAUUUCCAUCCGUAUGGAUGAGAUCGGGCACUUCAAAGGGUCUCUUCAUCCACCAAAAAGUCCUCCCGGUAUCCACCAAGCUCUGGGAGCCAAUUUUACUAUCCGCUAUGGGCUCUGUGGGUGCAAACGCAAGACAGAUCGAUGGAGUUGGAGGUUCUACAUCCACAACUUCCAAAGUAGCCGUGAUUGCGAAAUCUCAACGCCCAGGUAUCGAUGUCGAUUACACAUUUAUCCAGGUGGCUCCUGAUCAAGCCAAGGUCGACAUGACUGGGAACUGUGGCAACAUUGCCUCUGGAGUGGGACCAUUUGCACUUGAUGAAGGAAUUGUAAGAGCAAAUUCGGGCCAGUCAGAGAUUGAUGUUCGAAUCUUUAACACCAAUACUGGACAGACAAUCGUUGAAACAAUCCAGAUAUCGCCAGAUGGAAGGUUCCGAGAGGAUGGUGAUUAUUCCAUUCCAGGGGUUCAGGGAACGUCUAGUCCUAUUAAGGUCGCAUUUCUCAAUCCUGGGGGUAGCAUGACCGGUCGGAUGUUCCCCAGCGGAGCACCAAAGGACACGCUCACUGUUUACUCUCCCUCUGUGGGAACCUUUUCUGUGCGGGUUAGCUUAGUGGACGCUGCGAAUCCCUUCGUGCUAGUCGAUGCAUCUUCGAUGUCUGCCAAAGACUACUUGCCUUGGAUGGAUCCAAAUUAUACCGAGUUCCUGUCUGUUGUCGAGGAUAUCCGCCGUACAGGAGCUGUGCGCUUCGGGCUUGCUGCAGAUCUGAAGACAGCCGGACAAGUCCGAGGCACUCCGAAAAUUGCGUUCCUAUCCCCGGUGGCACAGGAUGACAUGGAUGCCGAUAUCCAAGUUCUUGCUUUCACCAUGGGAAAAGUCCAUUCAAGUUUACAGUUGACUGGUGCAGUAUGCAUUGGUGCGGCUAUGUCAAUUCAUGGAACUGUUGCAUGGGACAUUUCUGGUAAGAAAGAGCUUAAUAGAUGGCCGAAACACGGGAUAUCGGUUGAGGGGCAGGAAAUUUCGGCUCCUUUACCGAUGAGCAUUAGACACCCAGCCGGUGUGAUUAAUGCAGAGACACGGCUGGGCCUCGAUCUUGAAGGCCAGAUCCAUGUGGAUAAUGUAGCAGUUUUUAGGACAGCCCGUCGACUCUUCGAGGGUAAUGUAUUUUAUCGGGGGUGA